AUGGCCCACGAGGACACCGCCCACUGGUCAUCUGUCUUGCCCGCCGUCCUCCUCGGCAUCCGCGCAUCCGUCAAGGCCGACCUCGGCUGCAGCGCGGCUGAACUGGUGUACGGCACUACCCUCAGGCCCCCGGCUGACUUCUUUGACGUAACAGAGGUCUCCACUCCCCCCGGAACUUACGUCGACACGCUUCGUCGCGCUUUCGCAAACGUCCGUCCUGCCUCACCUCGUGUUCCCUCGCCCAGAUCCUCCUUUGUCCCCCAGCAGCUGUCUUCUGCCUCGCAUGUCUUCAUGCGCCGUGACAGGAUCCGCCGCCCGCUUGAGCAACCUUACACCGGCCCUCACCCCGUUCUCCGGCGUUCGGACAAGUUUUUUACCAUCUCGGUUGAUGGCAAACCAGAAACCGUGAGCCUGGACAGACUCAAGCCAGCCUUUGUGGAGCCACCCGAGCCCCCAGUAGCCCUCCCGCCUCCCUUCCCCACUCAGCCUUCUCUGAGCGCCACCAGACAUGUCACUUGGGCUGACCGCUCCUCUCGGAGUCUGGGGGGAGGCUGUGUAGCAGCCCGCAUCGCCAUCGUUAAGCCGCGGCCUGCACGCUGCACGUUUUUCCACUUUCGUUUUUGGUGGCAACCGCCACUGGAAUAA
Ornithodoros turicata is the source of this 645-nucleotide messenger RNA. RefSeq lists its product as uncharacterized. The transcript has a single exon. The record is from RefSeq and is a predicted model, not a curated record. NCBI's taxonomy places the organism in Eukaryota, Metazoa, Arthropoda, Arachnida, Ixodida, Argasidae. Bases 1 to 645 code for a protein of 214 amino acids.